Messenger RNA from Cyanidioschyzon merolae strain 10D, 1632 nucleotides. RefSeq lists its product as hypothetical. Lineage: Eukaryota; Rhodophyta; Bangiophyceae; Cyanidiales; Cyanidiaceae. The record is from RefSeq and is a predicted model, not a curated record. The coding region runs from base 1 to 1632 and encodes 543 amino acids. The transcript has a single exon.
AUGCGCCUCGCCAGCGAGAGUUACGCGACGCACGCACUGCCCGAGAGCAGUCAUCUACCCGAAGACGACACGACCUGGGAACGUGGGACCGAACCCGUAUCGCUUCUGGUCGCAAAACUGGAGCCGCUUCUGAGAGCCGGUGACGAAGGCAACUGGCGUGACAUGGUAUGUGUCAGAAAGCUGGCCGCAUUGAAAGAGCGCCUCCUGGAAGAGCGGCAACGAGAGCAACGCCAGCAGCAGGCCGCUACGGUGCCUGGUGGCUACGAAAACGACCCCACUGGUGCGCAACUGCAGGCGCAAACGCUUCACACCGUGAAUGCAGCGCUUGAUAAAAUUAACCGGCGCUUUGAGUACAUGCGUCAACAGGGACAUAACUGGGGAUACGGGUCACGCAUUGCAGAACCGCUUGCCACUCCAUGGAAUGACGUGUGGCAUGCACCGCCGGUGGAGGCAGCGCUCGGCACCUCGGCAUCGAGAAAAGUUCGGGUGCUGCGGCGCAACAACUCCGCGCUGCGACUCGCCCUGGCAGGAUCCCUCUUUAUUGAUCGCUUAGAUGUUGAGGGUCCACAGGGUCGCAAUUCUCCGGCCGGUGAGGGCGUUCGCGAUGCCGUCCUCUACGAGUACAUGGACGCAGCAGAGUUUCGACAACGUCAGCUUCUGGAAAUAGAGCGAGCGCGGCGGAGUGAGAGUCUUGACCUCGAUGAUGACGCAUCGACGCCACAAGAGACUGGUGAUUCCGAAGACAGCGAACACGGAGCACAUGAACACCACGAAUCCGUCAGCACCCAAGCAGACGCCGGACACUCCGAUCCAUCGCAUGUGGUGAAUGCGUCGCCACCGGAGCGCGAAACGCAGUCGAACCUGCAACGUGUCGCUCCGAGUUCCGGUAUAUUUGCACAAUCGCAUCUGUCCCGAAUAUACGCUAGCACCGAAGAGGAGUACCGAGAACAGCUCAUGGCUGCAUCGUUGCUCACCAGCCUCGAUCGCCGCCGACGUUUUCGAGAAUCCAGCGCGCAGCGUGAGCCCGUGACACCCUCGCUGCGUUCGGAGUCCACCACGACGCAUACAGACCGGAGUGCAGAAGACACACAGCAAGUGGUUUAUGCGAUGCGCUCACAGAGCCCGGCCCCAGAUCCACUGAGCAAGGCGCCAGGAUCCACAGACGCCUCGGCUUGUCGUACGUCAGGUGUCUCCAGUGGGUCCAGCACGAACUCUGCUCCACUGGGUUCCGUUCAAGAGCUGGGGGGUUCCGGACGCUAUCGACCCGGCAGCAAUGCGGCACCAUCACGUUUCUGCCACGUCUGCGCACGCACCAAGGACUUACAGACUUGUGCAAACCUGCCAACUGGCUGCCGCAAAGUCACCUGUGCCAAGUGCUUUGAGGACCACGGCUGGGUACGUUCCGAUGCCUGGGUGUGCACACAUUGCCGCGGUGUGUGUCCAGAACGCUCGCAAUGUCAAAUUUAUCGAUUAUCCAAUCGCAACCGCAGCGCCAAGAAUCGACGUCAUGGACAAGGCAGAUAUGCUGGUGCGAGGACACCAGCCGCCGCCGCCGCCGCCACGACCGCGUCGACUACAACUACUUCUACUACCACCAGCGGUGUUCAUCGCAAGCGCGUGCGGCACUCGUGA